AUGGGUAAGGAGAAGACGCAUAUCAAUAUUGUGGUUAUCGGCCACGUAGAUUCUGGAAAAUCUACGACCACCGGGCAUUUGAUCUACAAAUGCGGCGGCAUUGAUAAGCGAACGAUCGAAAAGUUCGAGAAAGAAGCCCAAGAGAUGGGUAAAGGAUCGUUUAAAUAUGCGUGGGUGUUGGACAAACUAAAAGCUGAACGUGAACGAGGCAUUACGAUUGAUAUUGCUUUGUGGAAGUUUGAAACCGCGAAAUAUUACAUCACUAUUAUUGAUGCUCCCGGUCACCGAGAUUUCAUCAAGAACAUGAUCACCGGUACUUCUCAAGCUGAUUGUGCCGUUCUGGUUGUCGCGUGUGGCACUGGCGAAUUCGAGGCCGGUAUCUCUAAGAACGGUCAAACGCGAGAACACGCACUUUUGGCUUACACGCUUGGCGUUAAGCAAAUGAUUGUCGCGUGCAACAAGAUGGAUACAACUGAACCACCGUUCAGCGAGGCCCGAUUCAAUGAAGUUGUCACCGAGGUUAGCAGCUACUUGAAAAAAAUUGGCUACAACCCAAAAACGAUACCUUUCGUGCCAAUAAGCGGUUUUCACGGUGAUAACAUGUUGGACGCUUGUUCCAGAAUGCCGUGGUACAAAGGUUGGAGCGUCGAGCGGAAAGAAGGUGCACAGACGGGCAAAACCUUGCUCGAGGCACUCGAUACGAUUCUACCUCCAAGUCGUCCCACUGAGAAGCCGCUUCGUCUCCCUUUGCAAGACGUCUACAAAAUCGGAGGUAUUGGAACUGUGCCGGUUGGUCGUGUGGAGACCGGAGUCAUGAAGCCAGGCAUGGUGGUUACCUUUGCCCCUGUUAAUCUUACCACCGAAGUUAAGUCGAUCGAAAUGCACCAUGAAGCAUUAGAACAAGCGUUACCUGGUGAUAAUGUUGGUUUCAAUGUGAAAAACGUCAGUGUCAAUGAACUCAGACGCGGUUUCGUGUGCGGAGAUUCGAAAAAUGAUCCACCGAAAGAAGCGAAAUGUUUCAAUGCGCAAGUUAUCAUCUUAAACCAUCCAGGUCAAAUAGCACAGGGUUAUGCACCGGUACUGGAUUGUCAUACAGCUCACAUUGCGUGUAGAUUCAACGAACUGAAAGAAAAGUGUGAUAGGCGCUCUGGCAAAACUCUGGAGUCAAAUCCAAAGUUCUUAAAGUCUGGUGACGCUGGAAUCGUCGAGUUAGUUCCUAACAAACCAAUGUGUGUUGAAACAUUCGCCGAAUAUCCACCGCUAGGGCGAUUUGCCGUUAGAGAUAUGCGUCAAACGGUUGCAGUUGGUGUCAUAAAGUCUGUAACAAAGACUGAAGGUGGUCAAGGAAAAACGACUAAAGCCGCUCAGAAAGCCCAAGCUGCUACAUCUAAGGGCAAGAAGUAG
Molecule: messenger RNA, 1404 nt
Organism: Soboliphyme baturini
Lineage: Eukaryota; Metazoa; Nematoda; Enoplea; Dioctophymatida; Soboliphymatidae
Source: the annotation of a GenBank genome assembly